AUGGAAAAGUAUAAUUUAUCAUUCAUCGAAUUGGAUGAAAAUCAAAAUCACGAAGAUUUUGUCAUUGUUUGGCUUUCAUUGGAUGAUGUUCCAAAUUCAACAACAAAUUUUAAAAACUAUUUAAAGAAAUAUGAUUCACGUGAAGCUUGUAUGAGUUACAUAAGAAAUUUCAGAAGUGAACGUAAAAUUUUUCUCGUCUUAUUUAUGGACGUCGAGUAUUUAUCGGUUUUUGAAGAAUUAUUGCAAAUUCAAUCAAUUUAUAUUUUAAAGCAACACGAUGAAAAUUUGCAAUUCAAUAAACAAGAUCAUCUAAAGUUAGUUGGUCCAUUCGAAAAUAUAGAUGAAUUAAUCAAUCGAUUACGUAAAGAUAUAUUAUUAACUUAUACAAGUGACAUAGCAAUAAAUACAUCUUCUCUAAAUGAAAACAAGAUUGAACAAUCGUUAACAAAUUUACAUUGCAAUACUUUAACAAUAUUAUGGUAUCAUUAUUUUAUUUGUUAUUUAAUAAAAUAUCCAAAUUCUGAUAUGGAAAAAUUGAAACAGCUUAUGAUAAAACAAUGUCGAUUGGAAUAUGAAAAUAAUAAAAGCGAAUUAAUCAAAAUCAAUGAUUUUGAUAGACAAUGUUCUAAUAAAAAUAUUUUAAAUUGGUAUACAAAAGAUUCAUUUGUAUAUCGACUUUUAAAUAAAGCAUUUCGUACAAGGAAUAUGAAUUUUAUUUGUCAAUUUCAAUAUUUUUUCAUUGGUUUAUAUCAGAAAUUUCAAGAAUUAUCAGAAGUACAAGAAGUAAUAUAUCCUUUGACUGUUUAUCGAGGACAGAAUCUUAAUAUAAAUGAUCUUAAACGGUUACAAUCAAGUGGUGAACGUCUUAUUUCAAUAAAUACAUUUUUGUCAACAUCACGUAGCGAAGAAGUUGCUCGUUCAUUUAUUUUUGAUGCUCCACUAAGUGUUUUAUUUAAAAUUAAUAUUAAAAAUAUAACUAACAAUAGAUUUCGACCAUUUAUCGAUAUUUCUCGUUAUAGCUCUAUGCCAUACGAACAAGAAAUUUUAUUCUUUGCUGGAACUAUUUUUUCUGUUGAUUCUAUUCAACAUGGAUUAUUGAACUUACUUUAA
Adineta steineri is the source of this 1110-nucleotide messenger RNA. NCBI's taxonomy places the organism in Eukaryota, Metazoa, Rotifera, Eurotatoria, Adinetida, Adinetidae. The record is from the annotation of a GenBank genome assembly.